AAUUGUUAUUGCUUUCACCUUCUAUUUAAAUAAUACAAAUAUUCUGGUUAAAUAUUUAAGCUAAUAUAACCUUCAAAUUAUUUGAAAAGAACUUGCAUACAAUUACAUUUGGCAUUUAAAUUAAAAAAAAAUUAACUAAUCAUGUUUAACAUGAAUAAGGUAACACACAUCAACUUCCCAAGAUUUUUAAAUAGUAUUAGCCUAUAUUCCACUGAAAAUGCAGGAAGAAUUGUCAUACCUAAUAGAAUACAUCGUGGGCCUACUGAUAUCUUAAAAGCACUUUCCAGUACUGUGAAACGAGAUCCGACAGCAGCACAUUUUAAAUAUCAUGAUGAUCCAUUCCUAAUCCCAUCAUCUAAUACAGGAAAAAGAAUAUUUGCUAUGGCUCAAGAAGCUGGAAGAAAAGCUGCAAUGUUUAUUCGACAAGAGCAAGCUAAAUUAUUCCAGCACAAUAUUGCAGAUCCUCCUAUAGAAGCUUAUAAACCUCGACCAGUAUAUGAUGAAAAGUCUGAGGUGAAUGAAGAAAUUUUGCUAAAUCUAAUUCACAAUGCUAGACUUUCUGAUGCAGUAAUUGUAUACAACAUAUUAAAAGAAAAAUCAAAGCUAUCUGAGAAAUGUAUUCAAUCUAUGCUUGAACUUUUAUGUUACUAUAAUGAGGAAGAACCCGUUUCAGAAGAACUUAUUGAAGAAAGAUGGUUCCAGCAAAGUGCCCAAACUCGUGAUAGACAAAGAAAUACUUGGAAAGAUCAUAGUUUAGCUGAUCAAAUAUUUAAUUCACUUGAAACUAAAACUCCUGCUGCUUAUUGUGCUAUUAUCCGAGGAAUGGCAAAAUUCUUUCAAGUGGACCGUGCUUGGGCAAUGUAUCAAGAAACACUAGAGAAAAGGAUACCAAUUGAUACAGACACCUAUAAUAGUCUAAUUCGUGUUGCAAACUUUCUCAAAGAGAGUGCCGAUUUAAGAUGGAAUCUUAUUAGUGAAUUAUUGACUAAUAUGAAGAAUCAGGGCUUGAGACCAAAUGUUUUAACAGUAAACUCUGUUUUGGAGGCCAUAUGUUUACUAGGAGUCCCUAGGCUAUCACAAGAUUAUUGUUUGAAAGCUUUGGCUGAGUUCAAAUCUUUAAAUUUAGAACCUUCACUUGCUGGAUGGUACCAUGUAUUGAAUACAUUCUGCAAGGAAAGAGGACCUAUUAGUUCUAUACUUGUUGAUAUUAUGAAUCACAUAUCUGGAAAAGAAUUUGCUAUAGUAGAUCCUAAAGACACAUUUUUCUUUGUGACUGCAAUGGACAUAUGCCACAACCAUUUGAAUGAUGUAGAGUUAGCUAGACGGGUAGAUGAUCUUCUGCAUACUGGAGAAAACUACAAUUUAAUUGGUGAUUCAUAUAAAGAAUCAAUUUAUUAUCGACAUUACUUCAUGUUAAUUUGCUCUACAGAGCCUUUAGAAGUUUUUAUGGAAUUUUAUGAUAAAUUAGUACCAAAUAUUUAUACCCCAGAACCAUCUGUAAUGUUUGAGAUUCUCAAAGCAAUUGAUUUAAAUGGUUCUGUGGAACUUUUGCCUAGAAUUUGGUCACAUAUGGUUAUGUUUGACCAUAUAAAUCGAGCAAAUAUUGUAACUUUGCUUUUGAACAUUAUGGUAAAAUAUCCCGUUGAAAGUUUAACUGAUGAUAACACCCUUUCUGAGAAAUUUUCUGAAAUUGCCUGGGCGGUCUGGGAGAAAGUUGAGGGUCAAGAUGAAUCUCGCACAAAACAGAUAACCUGGACUGGAGAUUUGUUAGGAAAUAUUUUACUACUUGUUUUGAGAAACAAGGAAUUUGAUAAAGCCACAACAGUUUUAGAAAAGCUAAAUUCAGGUGUAGGCACUGGAAUUCCAUCUAUAGAACCGCUUCAAAUUUAUUUGGAUCUGUGUAUAACUAAUAAAACACCCAGCCGAGCAAUUACGUGUAUUCAAUAUUGUGCGGAUAAUGCAUUUAGUGAAACCGUUUCUAUGGCUAAAUAUCUAAAAGAACAAAUGACUUUAGAUGAGAAUCAACUGGAACGACUGGAAAAUAUAGUAGGAUAUGAAGCAUUAAAAUAG
Molecule: messenger RNA, 2070 nt
Organism: Ctenocephalides felis (cat flea)
Lineage: Eukaryota; Metazoa; Arthropoda; Insecta; Siphonaptera; Pulicidae
Product: protein PTCD3 homolog, mitochondrial-like
Exons: 12
Coding region: 142-2070 (642 amino acids)
Biological process (GO): mitochondrial translation
Cellular component (GO): mitochondrion
Molecular function (GO): rRNA binding; protein binding; ribosomal small subunit binding
Source: RefSeq, a predicted model, not a curated record